CGCCGCGCCCGCCUUUUCACCCCGCUCGCUCGAUCGGCAUCCGCGCGCAUCGCGUCGGCAUCCUCCCUCCAGCCCUGCUGCGCCUCCCCUCCUUCCCUCCCUCCCUCGCCUCCGCGAUCUCGCGGAACCCUGCUAGAUCCCUGACCCCGCCAUGUCCAACCCCUGGGGCGGCCUCGGCGGCGCCGGCGCGUGGGCGCUGGACGCCGAGCGCGCCGAGGAGGAAGAGCGCGACGCAGCCGCGAACCCCGCCCCCGCACCCGCGGCGGGCUUCCCCAGCCUCCGCGAGGCCGCCGCGGUAAACACCGCCGCCGGCAAGUCCAAGAAGAAGAGCAAAGGCACCACGCUCUCGCUCUCGGAGUUCGCCGGGUUCGGCCCGGGGCGGCGGCAGGCGCCGGCGCCGGCGCCGCCGGAGCCUCGGGGUCUCACCACGGCGGAGAUGAUGAUGCUGCCCACCGGCCCCAGGGAGCGGUCCGCCGACGAGCUCGACCGUCCCCGCGGCCUCGGCGGCGGCUUCCGCUCCUACGGCUCCGGGGACCGCGGCGGCGGCGGCGGAGGAGGCGGGUUCGACGACGACGGCCGCCGCGGGCCGCCCGGCAGGGGCUCGGAUCUCGACAUGCCCUCCCGCGCCGACGAGGAUCGCGACUGGUCCAUGAGCAAGAAGUCGUUCGCGCCCUCUCCCGCCGACUCCGCCUCGCGGAGCCGGUACGGUGGCCUCGGGGGUGGCGCGCCCGCGUCCGUCGGCCGCGCCGACGACGAUGGCGACUGGUCGCGCGGGAAGAAGCCACCACCGCCGUCAGGCCCGUCGCGCUACCCGAGUCUCGGCUCCGGCGGCGGCGGCGGCUUCCGCGACUCGCCCGUCUCGGCCGACUCCUCUGACCGCUGGUCCCGUGCCGCGCCGAGCAAUGGCGAGCGUGAGAGGCCUCGCAUCGUGCUCGAUCCGCCCAAACGUGACGCCUCGGCCACUCCUACUCCACCUGUUGAGGCGGGGCGCAGCCGCGCGAGCCCAUUUGGAGCCGCGAGGCCACGGGAGGACGUGCUGGCCGAUAAGGGGCUGGACUGGAAGAAGAUGGAAACUGAGAUUGAUCAGAAGAGGACUAGCCGCCCCACCAGUCCACACUCGAGCAGGCCAGAGAGUGCUCAAUCGUCACGACCUGGGAGCCCCGGGUCACAGAUUUCAGCCACUGCUACUGAAGCCGCACCCAGGGCACGGCCAAAGGCAAAUCCUUUUGGUGACGCAAAGCCAAGGGAAGUGAUUCUGCAAGAGAAAGGGAAGGACUGGAGGAAGAUUGACCAAGAGCUGGAACAUCGUCGUAUUGAUAGACCGGAGACAAAUGAAGAGAGUGUGUUGAAAGAAGAGAUCAACUUACUUAAGGUGGAACUAAAUGAAAGUGAAGGCAAGAUAAGUGAUGAGGAUGCAAAAAGCCUCUCUGAGAAAAUAACUCAGAUGGAAGAGCAGCUGGAACUUCUUAGAAUUGCCAUGGAUGACAAGAUCAGAUUUUCGCAAAGGCCUGGUUCUGGAGCAGGCAGGGUUAUAGCAUCACCGCCAACUAAUUCUGUAGAUGAACCCCAAAUAAAAGAGUCCAUGGAAAGGCCACGUUCCCGCAGCGGCACAGAGCAAUAUCCAAAACCAACUGAAGAAAGGUGGGGGUUUCAGGGGAGCAGAGAUAGAGGCUCUUUUGGUGGCAACAGAAUUUCAGAGAGGUCGUCGGGAGGACAGAGGUGGUGAGACUCUAGGGGUCAGAUUUUUUGAAACUGCGGAAAAAUAAGUUAUGUUCCUCUUGGUACUUGACUCUCAUUUUGUUUGGCUUGGAAGAGCGGAGAGGAUCGUGGGCAAUACAGAUUACGUUGCACCAAGCUGUUAAUUACCACCUUUAUGGUGUUUCUUCCAUUUCCCUUUUUUUUGUGUGUAAUUUUUCUUUUGCCCUCCUCUUCCAUGUCGAAACAGGUGCUUUGAACCUUUCAUAGGCUAACUAUUGUCGUUGAUUCCUGCAUAACUAUAUGCUUUAACAUCAUUUUGCCAAUGGCUUGUUUGAAAGGUGGUAGAUCAUCUCUAUUCAGAUUAUAGUAGUGA
Sorghum bicolor (sorghum) is the source of this 2071-nucleotide messenger RNA. RefSeq names its product eukaryotic translation initiation factor 4B1. Gene Ontology annotation, molecular function: translation initiation factor activity; mRNA binding. Lineage: Eukaryota; Viridiplantae; Streptophyta; Magnoliopsida; Poales; Poaceae. The transcript has 3 exons. Bases 152 to 1726 code for a protein of 524 amino acids. The record is from RefSeq and is a predicted model, not a curated record.